AUGCAGAGCGCCCUGCUGUUCACGGCCAUUCUCGCCUUCAGCCUGGCUCAGAGUUUCGGGGCUGUCUGUGAGGAGUCACAGGAGCAGGUGGUGCCUGGCGAGGGCCACGGCAAGAAGGACUCGUAUCUCUACCAGCUGCCCCCGUCGUUGCUCCGGAGACUCUAUGACAGCCGCUCAGUCUCCCUGGAUGGAUUGCUUAAAAUGCUGAGCAAGGCUAGCGUGGAUCCUAAGGGAUCAUCGCUUCCCCAGAAACGUGAUAUGCAUGACUUCUUUGUGGGACUUAUGGGCAAGAGGAACAUCCAGCCAGACACUCCUAUUGAUGUGAACCAAGAGAACAUUCCCAGCUUUGGUACCCUCAAGUAUCCCUCCAAUGUGGAAUGA
Molecule: messenger RNA, 381 nt
Organism: Ceratotherium simum simum (southern white rhinoceros)
Lineage: Eukaryota; Metazoa; Chordata; Mammalia; Perissodactyla; Rhinocerotidae
Gene: TAC3
Product: tachykinin precursor 3
Biological process (GO): tachykinin receptor signaling pathway; positive regulation of blood pressure
Source: RefSeq, a predicted model, not a curated record